This is a messenger RNA of Triticum aestivum (bread wheat), 1314 nucleotides long. RefSeq lists its product as uncharacterized. Bases 1 to 1314 code for a protein of 437 amino acids. The transcript has 2 exons. The record is from RefSeq and is a predicted model, not a curated record. NCBI's taxonomy places the organism in Eukaryota, Viridiplantae, Streptophyta, Magnoliopsida, Poales, Poaceae.
AUGGAUAACCAACCCAAUCGUCAUGACACCCCUGACGAAUCGAAAGCGCCGCCCCUCGGCCGCGGCCGCGCGCAGCGACAGCGGCAGCAAGCGCCGCGACGCUCGGCCAUCCCCGCUGCCACCCCGGAAUCCGAGUCCCCCUACGCGUCUUCCUCGUGGGCGUCCCUUGCCGAGGACCUACUCGACCUGAUCGGGUGGCGGGUGCUGACCGGCGACCUGCUCGACUACGUCCGCCUCCGCGCCGCCUGCCGCCAGUGGCGCUCAUCCACCGUCUCCCCGGGCGGCCGCAGCCUCCACGACCCGCGCUUCUACCCGCGCCGGUGGAUGCUGCUGCCCGAGGGCCACGGCCUCCACCCCGGCCACACCAGGCUACACGGGUACAUCCGGUUCAUCAACCUGUCCACCGGCGCCAUCGUCCGGUCAAAUCUCCCGAUCUUCAGCGACCACUGCGUCCUCGACUCCGUCGACGGGAUCCUGGUGCUGCAGAGGGACCACGACACCGCCGUGCGCCUUCUCCACCCCUUCACCGGCGACAUCGCGGACCUCCCGCCGCUCGCGUCCCUCAGGACGAUGCUGACACCCGGACAGCAGCAGAUAUUGGACUGGUCGUUUUUCAGGACCAUAUGCGCGACCUCCUUCACUGUGAGCGCAGAUGGGGUCGUCACCGCCAUGAUUGCUCUCUUCUAUUUAGGGCGGGUAGCCUGUGCCACCUCCAUGGACCAGCAAUGGAGGCUCUCGACAUGGAGCGUAUCAAAAAACUGGAGGCCAAUGUCGUUCCAGGGCAAGAUAUACACGUUGCACUGUGACACAUUGGACAGUGAGCUUCAGAUUUCCCAGAUUGACCUGCCGGGGCUCGGGGAGAAGGAGGAUUUUGGUGAUCUGUUGUGUUAUCUACCGGAACCAAAGUUGAUCGCCACAUUUCCGGCAGGCAGACUUCACAUGCCUCACCACCUCGGAGAAUGCGACUCGGAGAUCAUAUUGAUCGGGCGUGAAGAAUGUAGGCUCUCUUUUCACAUUGGGGUUUACAGAGUAGCUGACAUUUUGGCAGACAAGAUUACACCAGUAACAAGCAUCGGAGGAAAUGAUUUGUUUGUUGAAGACAGGGUUCUGAGUGUGAGCAGUAGAGUGCACCCUACCAUUGUGGCUGACGCCAUUGUACUUCUCCAUCAGAAGGAAGUAUAUCUUGGGCAAUACCACCUUGCUAGUAGGACAUGGUUGCCAACAGCAGAUGGGGGUCUCAAAGGUGCUUCUGUACCCAGUCCUUGUAGCCUCAUUUACCAUAUUUUCACAUGUUGCUAUCGUAUUCUUUGGUGA